GUCGAAGACUAGUAUAUAUGUACGUGUCCCACAGUAAAUAGCUGAUCAGUAGUGAGCAAAUCGCAAGUGAAGAAGGAUACACUCGUCCAUGCAGAAAGUGAUUGCGUCCUUGCAUUUGCUUCCGUGACGGAACCAUGAAAAUUUCCGGUGCCACAACUAGUCUCUUGAUCGUUUUCGGAGUUUUGCAAAUGUCAUGUAGUUCCAGCUCGCUAUCCAUCAAACAACUAUGGAGAAACAGACGGAUCGAUGGAAGGUUUUUCCCGACCAUCUUUAAGCAGCUAAUCACUCGAAGAUUCCCUCCUUUGUGGCUGACAAGGAUAAAACAGAGAAAUGCCGUCCGCUUAGAUGAACACGUCGAUCCAGGUCAAGUUUGGUUAACUGGAACGGUUCCAUCACGACGAGCAAGUACUACGCCUUCAAUCAACAACGCCUACGUUAAUCCUUACGUAUUAACAAGCGAUUCGUCGCGAAAAUCAGGUUUCAUGAAUUUAAACAAAGAAAUUGAGCCCUACCGUUGGGGACAGGGGGUCAAGCUGUACAUGGAAGCAGAUUUACACCCUUCUCUUCUGAAUUACUUGGAAGAUCCAGCGAUAAAAGAACCGGAGAUCGAAUCAAAUCAUCUUCCAGAAACGACCUACUCUCAAACAGAUUGGUUCCGGAGACUUCCGUGCCGUAAAUUUGAAGACCCGUACGAGUGCUAUAAUUCUAACCAGUUUUAUCAUCCGGUAGGAUUGAAUAUAGGCGAAAGUAAUGUGCCUUUUCAGAAUAAUGUUGUUGGAUAUUAUGACAAUUCACCGUUUGCUUCUGCUUCCGAGAAAAGAAGAACUUUUGACAGCAUUUCAGUUGACUUGAGAAAAAACAGGAAAGGUGCAUGACGUGUGUAAAAACUUUUUCGUUCUGUUGAUAAUUGCAAAAACGUGUUCGGUAGGGAAAAACAUAUUUUAUCCUCGCCUAAUUUCAUUGUAAUACACCGGGCCAUAUUUGCCUAUUUUCCCAGCA
Daphnia magna is the source of this 999-nucleotide messenger RNA. RefSeq lists its product as uncharacterized. Bases 135 to 875 code for a protein of 246 amino acids. The transcript has 2 exons. NCBI's taxonomy places the organism in Eukaryota, Metazoa, Arthropoda, Branchiopoda, Diplostraca, Daphniidae. The record is from RefSeq and is a predicted model, not a curated record.